Molecule: messenger RNA, 1470 nt
Organism: Sinocyclocheilus grahami
Lineage: Eukaryota; Metazoa; Chordata; Actinopteri; Cypriniformes; Cyprinidae
Product: myotubularin-related protein 3-like
Exons: 10
Coding region: 53-1468 (471 amino acids)
Biological process (GO): phosphatidylinositol dephosphorylation; regulation of autophagy
Cellular component (GO): membrane; cytoplasm
Molecular function (GO): phosphatidylinositol-3,5-bisphosphate 3-phosphatase activity; protein phosphatase binding; phosphatidylinositol-3-phosphate phosphatase activity
Source: RefSeq, a predicted model, not a curated record
UUGAAGUGAGUGCAGCUAUGAUUAUAUUCAGUGAUUUGGUGUCUUGUAGUGAAUGUUAAUCACGCGUCUCUCAGGUCGGUCGGUGCGUUUGCCGUCUGUGGGACUGAGAUCCUCUCUGCUCGCUCGUCCCGGGGUCAUGGUUGAAGAGGGGCAGCAGAGUUUGGAGGCGCGGGGGAGCCCCGUACCGGAGGACGAGCAGGUCCCGUUCCCGCUGCUGCAGGGCGAGUGUGUGGAGCGUGUCGGGAGAGCAGAGGAGUCUGUCAUUGCCUUAACCAGCUACCGCCUUCACAUCAAGCUGCAGGAGAACCUCAUCAAUGUUCCUCUGCAGCUGAUUGAAAGUGUGGAGUGUCGGGAUCUGACGCAGCUGCAUCUCACCUGUAAAGACUGUAAGCUCAUCAGGUGUAACUUUCUGUCGGCGGAGCAGUGCCAGGAUUGGCUGCGGAGGAUCAGCGCAGUCGUUCGACCGCCGGCGCAGCUGGAGGAGCUCUUCGCCUUCGCCUUCCUCUCGUGUAGCGCCAGCGUCUCCGCCGAGGACAGAGAGGUGCAUGAUGGGAUCUGCCGUGCAGGUACUGGACCGUGUAACUUUCUGUCGGCGGAGCAGUGCCAGGAUUGGCUGCGGAGGAUCAGCGCAGUCGUUCGACCGCCGGCGCAGCUGGAGGAGCUCUUCGCCUUCGCCUUCCUCUCGUGUAGCGCCAGCGUCUCCGCCGAGGACAGAGAGGUGCAUGAUGGGAUCUGCCGUGCAGUCUCCUUCUGUUCUCUGGUCAGCUGGCUGUCGGCGUUGGAGGGCACUAAAUGGCUGCAGCAUCUGUCUCUGCUGCUGAAGGCGUCUCUUCUGGUGGUGAACGCAGUGCAUCGGGACCGCAGGCCUGUGCUGGUGCACUGCUCCGACGGCUGGGACCGCACGCCUCAGAUAGUGGCUCUGUCCAAACUCAUGCUGGAUCCCUUCUACAGGACCAUUGAGGGUUUUCAGGUGCUGGUAGAGGCUGAGUGGUUGGAUUACGGUCAUAAGUUCGCCGACCGCUGCGGUCACGGUGAGAACGCGUGCGAUCUGAACGAGCGCUGUCCCGUGUUCCUGCAGUGGCUCGACUGCGUUCACCAGCUCCAGAGACAGUUCCCAUGCUCCUUCGAGUUCAACGAGGCCUUUCUGGUGAAGUUAGUGCAGCACACGUACUCGUGUCUGUUUGGGACGUUCCUGUGUAACAGCGUGAAGGAGCGCGAGGAGCAGCGCGUUCAGGAGAAGACGUGCUCCGUUUGGUCUCUGCUGCGGCCUGCCAACACUUCCUUCCACAACAUCCUAUACUCGCUGCGAUCCGAGAAGGUUUUGCACCCGGUGUGUCACGUGAGGAAUCUGAUGCUAUGGAUUGCCGUCUACCUGCCUAACUCCGCCCCCUCCACGCCUUCAGACGAGUCAUGUGUGCCACACUCCGCCCCCUCAGCCUCGCCCGAGGACACACCUGUGAGCAGGUAAAC